This is a messenger RNA of Sphaeroforma arctica JP610, 411 nucleotides long. RefSeq names its product rpsU-divergently transcribed protein. Gene Ontology annotation, cellular component: mitochondrial inner membrane. Bases 1 to 411 code for a protein of 136 amino acids. The record is from RefSeq and is a predicted model, not a curated record. Lineage: Eukaryota; Ichthyosporea; Ichthyophonida. Gene Ontology annotation, molecular function: lipid binding. Gene Ontology annotation, biological process: ubiquinone biosynthetic process. The transcript has 3 exons.
AUGGAGCGUCUGAAGUACGCCAUGCGGUUGCGAUUGGCCAUGACAGAACCCUAUGCGCACAAGUGGCCAGAGGCACUCGUUGCAAUGAAAAUGUCCCCUCAUUACAUUCAAAGCCUGCUGGGAGCCCUACACACUGACAUCAAUGAAAUUUCCUACUACGCUGGGAAUGACGCGACCAAUUUUGACUGGUACACGGGGCGAACGGCGCUCUCCACUGUGUACACCGCAACCGAGAUGUUCAUGACCCAGGACAGAUCUCCUCACUUUGAAGCGACUUAUCAAUUUCUCGAUCAGCGCCUGGAUGAUUUGUCGAAAGUUCAGAACACUACACAACAGGUAUUCGGGUUUUCUAUGCACGCUGUGUCGAGUGAGUUCGGAUACAUAUACCUAUCUGCGCUAUCGCUUACUUAA